GCUCCCUGACAUGGCGGUGAAUUCAGGGAUCAUUUGGACGCGUUUGUACUUGGCUUUACAGGCCUUAUAUCUGCAAUAAAAGUUCUCCAUAGAGUCCAGUUGUCUGUGAGACUUGCCAGCACUCCAAUCUAUUGAAUCCACCAUGUCAACAUCAGCGGACAAGGAUGGCAUCAAGCCGCCAUCCCCAUUCUAUCUCGGCGACAACUCCAGACAAACGAAGGAUAAGCACCAUCACUCCACACCUUCGAUUUCCAAUUACUCUCGCCCAUCUACUGCAGGAACUGCCGCAAGUUCUGUCGUCAACCCUUUUUCUCCACCUGCUAGCGUCGUUAGCUUCAGCGUUGAUCCCAUAAGCAGCGGACCUAUGUCUGCUGUCACAGCAGGCGUUGCACAGUACGAGGUCCAAGAAGCCGUACCCCGUCAUGGUGUGAUGGCGCGUCCUCGCACUAUCUCAUACUAUGGCAGCAGCCGCCCCAACACUGGAGAUAACCCCAGUCGCACGAACUCCGGCGUUCGUCUUCGUGAAACGUUCGCUGCACCACCAGCUCGCCCCAUGACGGCAGUCUCGACCUCUACGAGUCUCCCUCCACCAGGCAAGACAACCCGGAUGCGUUCUACCAUGCUUGAAGAUCCAAGCACCUUAGAAAAGCCUUGGGUGACGACAAAAGACCCAUAUGCACGGAUUGCAUAUUUCUUGACUUAUUCGGUGGCGUUCCUUGGAAUAGCAGCGUCUGCUGUGCGCUGUUACUAUGGUUAUAAGAGUGUGCCGUUGAUCACUAGUAACUUGUGCAUGGUGUUGGAUGAAGAUUUCAAUUCUGACACCGAUACUACUUUCGGACCCAGCGGAAACUGGUUCCGCGAAGUGCAGUUGGGUGGAUUUGGAAACGGCGAGUUCGAGAUGACAACAUCCUCAUCAAAUAAUUCAUACACGUCCAACGGAUACCUUUACAUGACCCCUACCUUGACGUCGGACAUGAUCGGCUCGGACGCUGUGUAUAACGGUUACACAUACAACCUUACCGAUUGCACGUACAACUCGACGAACCCGCAAGCACUUCCGGGCUCAUUAAACGAUACGGGUUUUGACGCAACUGCCUACUACCAAUCCUGUGGUGCCGUAAGCAACAGUUCGACGGGUACAAUAAUCAACCCCAUACAAAGCGCGAGGAUCACCACACGCAACAGCGCCAGUAUCAAAUAUGGACGCGUAGAGGUACGGGCGAAGCUUCCGCGGGGUGACUGGCUCUGGCCUGCUAUCUGGAUGCUUCCUGUAGACAACACCUACGGACCGUGGCCAAUGAGCGGCGAAAUCGACAUCAUGGAAUCACGCGGGAACGGUCGUACUUACCCCGACCAGGGUAUCGAUUAUGUCCGCGGAUCACUCAACUGGGGGCCCUUAACUUUCUUGAAUGCUGUAUCCAAGACUUUCGGCUGGUGGACGCAGCGACGCACCGACUAUGGGGAGGACUUCCAUGUCUAUUCACUGGAGUGGACACAGGAUUUCCUUCGCAUUUACGUUGACACUCGCUUGCACUAUAUGCUUGAGCUUUCAUUUAACGAACCCUUCUUUACACGGGGAGACUUCCCCUCCGUGGUCCAAAACGGAUCCGAGCCUAUUGUUCUGCAGAACCCUUGGAUCAACGGGACCAAUGCGACACCUUUCGACCAACGAUUUUAUCUCAUCCUCAAUCUCGCUGUUGGCGGGACUAACGGAUGGUUCCCCGAUAACGCAGGUAACAAGCCAUGGCUGGACAACUCGAAAACAGCCAUGCGGGACUUUGCAAAUGCGCAGGAUACGUGGUACCCCACAUGGGGCUCAGAUGGGGAGAGUGGUUCUUUCAUUGUGGAUUAUGUCAAAAUGUGGGAGGUCUGUUAGUCGAGCCGUCGACGAUCUUAGAGAACUCGAGAUAAACAUACCUCUUAACAUGAUAGACUUACCUCGAUCACACUAUUGUGGACACUGUGGCAUACCUUAUAUAUCGUUGUACUCGCUCUUCCAUAGUUCUUGUCUAAAUAUGCAUUAUAAGUUAGCGUCUGCGUGGGCUUGCGACAGUGCGAACUGAUAUUUUCAACUUGCGUCACGGGUAAAAGACAGGCGGUGGACAGGGGACCCAGGCGUCUUCGAGAUAGACUUGUAGGUGAGCUCAACGUGCGUGUUAG
Suillus paluster is the source of this 2160-nucleotide messenger RNA. RefSeq names its product glycoside hydrolase family 16 protein. The record is from RefSeq and is a predicted model, not a curated record. Gene Ontology annotation, molecular function: hydrolase activity, hydrolyzing O-glycosyl compounds. NCBI's taxonomy places the organism in Eukaryota, Fungi, Basidiomycota, Agaricomycetes, Boletales, Suillaceae. Gene Ontology annotation, biological process: carbohydrate metabolic process. The transcript has 8 exons. Bases 143 to 1876 code for a protein of 577 amino acids.